Messenger RNA from Mobula hypostoma (lesser devil ray), 483 nucleotides. RefSeq names its product nuclear protein 1b (gene nupr1b). Gene Ontology annotation, cellular component: nucleus. The record is from RefSeq and is a predicted model, not a curated record. The transcript is spliced from 3 exons. The coding region runs from base 112 to 342 and encodes 76 amino acids. Gene Ontology annotation, biological process: regulation of transcription by RNA polymerase II; negative regulation of cell population proliferation; negative regulation of cell cycle. NCBI's taxonomy places the organism in Eukaryota, Metazoa, Chordata, Chondrichthyes, Myliobatiformes, Myliobatidae.
GGAGACCUCCCGCUCCCUGGCUGAUGUAACCUCCGUAAACAAGCUUAGCGCAAAGAUCGUUCGCAAAGCUCGAGUGGCGAUCUGCUUGUGCGUUUCUCUGUCGGUACCUGGAUGGCUGACUGCGCCAAAGCCCGGGACUCCGGAGGCAGCACCUUCGAACAAGAGUACUACGAUAAAUACGAUUAUUACAACCUAAAUGAAGCCGAAUACGGUGGUGGGAGCCGGAAGGGGAGGAGUAAAAAGGAAGCGAGUGAACAUACCAACCGCCACAGCCCAGCCGGACACGAGAGGAAGCUGGCAGCUAAACUCCAGCAGAGCGAGCGCAAGAGGAAGGAGAAAUGAAGGCAGGGCGUCUCAGGACUGGACACAGCGGACAUCGGACCGGAAUGCAAGGAAGCUCUCGGACUGGACGUGGACUUGGGAAUGCCGUGGGACUCUUUGGAAUCAGAAGGGAUAGACCACAAGACAGUAGCAGAAUUAUGC